Xiphophorus couchianus (Monterrey platyfish) is the source of this 1223-nucleotide messenger RNA. RefSeq names its product lys-63-specific deubiquitinase BRCC36-like. Gene Ontology annotation, molecular function: cysteine-type deubiquitinase activity; protein binding; metallopeptidase activity. Lineage: Eukaryota; Metazoa; Chordata; Actinopteri; Cyprinodontiformes; Poeciliidae. The record is from RefSeq and is a predicted model, not a curated record. Gene Ontology annotation, biological process: DNA repair; protein K63-linked deubiquitination. Gene Ontology annotation, cellular component: BRISC complex; BRCA1-A complex.
AUUUAUUUUCAGUUUUAAUAAAUUAAUGACACAUAACUAUUAUUAUUUUUUGCAGUUUUGCAUCUCUGCUGACAAUAUAUGAAACUUUAAUGACGUCACUGCAGAACCAUCCCGGACCAGAUGGGGGCGCUGAAGCACAGCGAGCUAAAACGAAGUCGAGCAACCCGGAAGUGAGAGUGCGUCUUGGUGCUGUUUUGUUUUCUUCUCUUCUUGGCGUCAGAAACUUGUGUUUUCUGUUGAAAAUGGCCGUCAGCGCGGUUCACCUGGAGUCUGACGCCUUCCUGGUGUGCAUGAACCACGCGCUGAGCACCGAGAAGGAGGAGGUGAUGGGUUUAUGCAUCGGGGAGGUGGAGGCGUCCCGGAUCGUCCACAUCCACUCGGUGAUCAUCCUCCGCCGCUCCGACAAGCGGAAGGACCGGGUGGAGAUUUCCCCGGAGCAGCUGUCCGCCGCCUCCACCGAGGCGGAGCGGCUGGCGGACUCCACCGGCAGACCGAUGCGGGUGGUGGGCUGGUACCACUCCCACCCGCACAUCACGGUGUGGCCGUCCCACGUCGACGUGCGGACCCAGGCGAUGUACCAGAUGCUGGACCAGUGCUUCGUGGGGCUCAUCUUCUCCUGCUUCAUCGAGGACAAGAACACCAGGACGGGCCGCGUCCUCUACACCUGCUUCCAGUCCGCGCAGGCGCAGAAGGGCUCUGAGUACGAGCGAGUGGAGAUUCCCGUGCACGUGGUGCCGCGAGAGGCGAUCGGGAAGGCGUGCCUGGAGUCCGCCGUGGAGCUGCCGCGGAUCCUGUGCCAGGAGGAGCAGGACACGUACCGCCGGAUCCACGGGCUGUCCCACCUGGACCCGGUCACCAAGAUCCACAACGGCUCGGUGUUCACCAAGAUGUGCAGCCAGAUGUCCGCCGUCAGCGGGCCGCUGCUGCAGUGGCUGGAGGACCGGCUGCAGCAGAACCGCCAGAGCAUCGCGGAGCUCCAGCGGGAGAAGAGCGGCUGCAGCGGGAGCUGGGUGCGCUGUGAGCCGGCGGGACGGCUGUCCGAUAAUGGGCGCAUCGGUGCUGUGUCUUCCGCUUUUCGGGCAGAACUCGAACCUUUUUUCUGUUGCUAUUACUGAAAAACAUGUAUUGUUAUGUAAAUAAAAAGAUUUAAGGUUAAAAUGCAAAAGUCUUUGGUCACCCUAAGAUGAAUAUAACUGUUAUGUUUUGGGACUGGGAGAAAAAAA